Messenger RNA from Orcinus orca (killer whale), 4030 nucleotides. RefSeq names its product ZFP36 ring finger protein like 1 (gene ZFP36L1). Bases 1155 to 2171 code for a protein of 338 amino acids. The record is from RefSeq and is a predicted model, not a curated record. The transcript has 2 exons. NCBI's taxonomy places the organism in Eukaryota, Metazoa, Chordata, Mammalia, Artiodactyla, Delphinidae. Gene Ontology annotation, molecular function: mRNA binding; metal ion binding.
UUUAGGUUUUCUUUAUAAAAAUAUUUAAAGAUUGAUGCGUGAAAUAAAUACCACAACGAGGCCUGUUAAAACAACCCGGCAACUAUACUCCAGUAAAAAUUAAACAAACACCCAAACAAUCCGCCCGGACGGUGGUCUUCUUCGCGACGCUCUCCCACCCCUGCUCCUGCCCACACUCGGAGAGUGUCCGCUGCAAAGCGAGCGCGAGUGGAGACGCGUGCGGCGCGCUAAACCGCUUGGUGCUCGCCCGCGCCAGCCCGGGUCCUCCUUGGGGUGGGGGGGAAGUCUCCCUAAUCCUCCUCCCCCAACCCCCACCUCCGCCCCUGAAAAAAACAAAACCCUUGGCUUGAACGCUUUGUGCGCCUCUUAUUUCCAAUCUCCUCUCCCCUUGGGGUUUGCCGAGGGGAGCCGAGUGCGGAAAAGAACUCGGGAAAAGAGUUAAGUUGUGCGGCAACUUGGAGAAGUUUCCAGGGAGAUCAGCUCAAGAUGGGAACUGCAGCCCCGGCGCUAAGGACGGGCUUCUGCUCCCGCGUGUAAAAAGAGAAAGUCGAGCCCGCCUUUCUGCCCGACAAAAAAACAACAACACAACAACCAGAACCCCGAAGAGGGUGGAAUGAGUGAUGUCACAGAGCCGCGCUCGCAGGCUGACAAAAGGGGGGCGCCCCUCCCCCCCUGCGGGGCGCGCGGCCCCAGAGAAGGGCGCCUGCAGCGAGGGGUAGCCAAGCGAGCGGACUCGAAACUUUUCCUCUUUAAGAAAAAAAAAGUGCGCGGCUCUCAGUGGGUUUUUUUUUUUAAUUCGCCUUCUUUCCUCGUCUCCCCUCCCCCUUCUUCCUUUCGAAAGUUUCUUUUUUUUUUUUUUUUUUUUCCCAGAGUUUGACCGCAGGGCUGAUUCAACUUCAGUGUCAAUCAACUUUUUUUCCUCCUCUUCCUCAUUUAAAUAAGUUUAAAGCUCCUCCUCCCCCUCCGGCCCACCAAAUCUGAAACUUAUAUAAAUUGGGCUUCGCGCGCCGCAGCCCGGGAGAGUCAGAAAGGCGAGGGGCGCCGGGAGCAGGCGUGUGGGACUCCAGACCGGAGAGCCGGAGGCUGCGCCUUCCCCGCACCGGGACCUUCACGGCACACCAGAUCCUUGUCCCUGCCCCUUGCGAGCGCCCAGGAUGACCACCACCCUCGUGUCUGCCACCAUCUUCGACUUGAGCGAAGUUUUAUGCAAGGGUAACAAGAUGCUCAACUACAGUCCUCCCGGUGCCGGGGGCUGCCUGCUGGACAGGAAGGCGGUGGGCACCCCUGCCGGUGGGGGCUUCCCCCGAAGGCACUCGGUCACCCUGCCCAGCUCCAAGUUCCACCAGAACCAGCUCCUCAGCAGCCUCAAGGGCGAGCCAGCUCCAGCUCUGAGCUCUCGGGACAGCCGCUUCCGAGACCGCUCCUUCUCAGAAGGGGGCGAGCGGCUGCUGCCCACCCAGAAGCAGCCGGGGAGCGGCCAGGUCAACUCCAGCCGCUACAAGACGGAGCUGUGCCGUCCCUUCGAGGAGAACGGAGCCUGUAAGUACGGCGACAAGUGCCAGUUCGCGCACGGCAUCCACGAGCUCCGAAGCCUGACCCGCCACCCCAAGUACAAGACGGAGCUGUGCCGUACCUUCCACACCAUCGGCUUCUGCCCGUAUGGGCCCCGCUGCCACUUCAUCCACAACGCUGAGGAGCGCCGUGCCCUGGCCGGGGCCCGGGACCUCUCUGCUGACCGUCCCCGCCUCCAGCAUAGCUUUAGCUUUGCUGGGUUUCCCAGUGCCGCUGCCACCGCCGCUGCCACGGGGCUGCUGGACAGCCCCACGUCCAUCACCCCACCCCCCAUCCUGAGCGCCGAUGACCUCCUGGGCUCGCCCACCCUGCCCGAUGGCACCAAUAACCCCUUCGCCUUCUCCAGUCAGGAGCUGGCGAGCCUCUUUGCCCCUAGCAUGGGGCUGCCCGGGGGUGGCUCCCCAACCACCUUCCUCUUUCGGCCCAUGUCUGAGUCCCCUCACAUGUUUGACUCUCCCCCCAGCCCUCAGGAUUCUCUCUCGGACCAGGAGGGCUACCUGAGCAGCUCCAGCAGCAGCCACAGUGGCUCAGACUCCCCCACUUUGGACAACUCAAGACGCCUGCCCAUUUUCAGCAGACUUUCCAUCUCAGAUGACUAAACCAGGGUAGAGAGGGCCGCCCCCCCACCUAUCCACCCCCCGCCCCGACCCCGCACCCACAUCCCCUACCCUUCCCUCCCUACCCAUCGAUUCCUGACAAACCCCUACAUUAACAAGGUUAAGCUCAACCCCUUUCCCCCAGGACCUUGGAAUACCCCCUCCCUCCCCCCUCUUUAAAUGCCCCUCCCCCCCAACAUAAGGACAAGUCAAUUUGUCAAUAGCUUCUUCUGGCUAGAACCCCCCCCACCUCAAUUUUAUAGCCCACUUACCAUGCAUAACAGACAAGUCCCAUAUUUGUCAGUAGAUGCGUUUUUUUUCCAGCUUAAGCCUUAAGUGCCAAAUCACAAAAGAAAAAGCAGUAACGGUUUACAGAAGCAACUUAGUGCCUUGUGAUCUAACUUUGUCACUGUGACUACAUUACCUCUUCAGCGCCAGAGGGCACCCGUGGGCCUCCCUGAGCCUCUGCCCAGGGGGAGGGGGAGGGGGAGGGGGGACUUAGAAGAACCAGCAGCUCCCUCCACUGGCAACACAACUGCACCUUUCCUGAUUCCAGUCUCCCACACACUUCCUUCUCCCCUCUCCCCAGUAACCCCCGCCCCCCGCCCCCGCCUUGGGAGAGUUGUUGCCAGACUUGGGUUUUUGGGGAAACCUAGCUUGACAUUCAAAACCUUUUUCUUCCCGACCUGAACCUCUGUUGACUAAUCUUGCCUGGGUUCGUGUAGGUCUGCAGGAAGGAAGACUGCAAAAGCGGAUGAAGAUUGUGACAUAAGUGGGACUUUGUGAUUUAAUUUUUUUUCUUUUGUUUUAAGUGGGGAGGAAGGGGAAGCUAGAUGGACUAUGAGAGACUUGAUUUUGGUGCUAAAGUUCCCCAGUUCGUAUGUGACAUCUUAAAAAAAAAACAACAAAAAAAUGAGAGAAAAGCUUAAAAACAUGUAAGGGGUGAGCAGUUAAUGGUAUUCAUUCCACAUACAAUAUCUGUGUAAAACGAUUUCCUGUAGAAGUAGCUUUAAUGGUUUUUGCUCUAGAAUACCGUAGGUCUAUCCUUAGAGCACUCACGCCAUGCUUUUUUCCCUGGGUUUUAAACUUCAUAUAACUUCAGAAAUUGGAGAGCAAAAAUUUUGCUUGUCACUGCACAUCAAUAUAAAAAAGCUUAUUUAACUUAUCAAAACGUAUUUAUUGCCAAACUAUGCUUUUUUUUGUUAAUUUUGUUCAUAUUUAUCGGGAUGACAAAUCCAUAGAAUAUAUUCUUUUAUGUUAAAUUAUGAUCUUCAUAUUAAUCUUAAAAUUUUGUGACGUGUCUUUUUCCUUUUUUUCCACAGUUUUAAUAUAUUAUUCUUCAACGACAUUUUUUGUAACUUUACACUUUUUUUGGUUAUUUUAUUUUAAAAAAAUGAAAAAUUAAUUUAAAAAAAUGCAAAAAACUGUUGGAUUAUUUAUUUUAGAAAUUUCCCCCCUUUGUGUUGGACUGCAAAUUGAGUUUCUUUCUCUUUUGGCCUUUCACAACUAGGACUGAGAAUGUAUGUAAAAGUUCUGUGACAGUACAGAAGGAAAACAACUUUUAAUGUAUAGCUUCUAAAAGGGAAAAAAAAAAAAGAAACCCUUUGACUUCACGUGCCCAUCUCUAGACAUUCCGAUUGCAGAUUUGACGUUCUGGAUUCCAGGUUUUAGAGUUUUCCAAUGUUAAUGCAAACAGAACUGGCACACACACAUUAAGAUGAAUGUAAUUAUUAUUCCUCUUGCUGGUCACUACCGUCGCUUUCUAUUUCUCUUUCUUUGUGUGAAUUUAUUUAAAAGAAAAAAAAACUUUUUGUAACGACUAUUUGCAGUUUAAAAAUCAAUAAACCCAUUUUUUCAAGAAA